AUGAAGAAGCGCUUUUCCUACAUGCUUAACAGUAUGACAUGCAAAUUUGACUCUGGUCACACCCCCCCACAAGACUUUGGCGAGAAGGACUUGAGGACCAACCCUGGCCUUGUAGCCAUCAUCACCAUCUUCUGCAUUAUCCUUGCUCUUGUGCUCAUCGUAGCCGCAGUGAAAUGCAUCCAAUCACCGAGAUCCGACUUUGAGAGGCUUGAAGACGUGCCCAUGAGUAGUCGGGAUUUGCUCCCUGUGGUCCACCAGGUGGUCAGGCGACGCUAUUCUGGUCCGUUGCUGCUCCCGCCACUGCGGAGGAGACACUCGUGUCAGGAUCACCAUUCUGAAACCCAUCGCUUUUCAACAACACAUGGGUUACCGUUGCAUCGCCUGGAGGCUCUCUACUGUCGAGCAUUGGCCAGUCAUGAUGAGCACCGUUUUGAUGUGGAGAAUGGCCUAUCGGUGGGUCGCAGCCCUCUGGAUGCCCAGACCAGCCCGGGUUCCGGUCUGGUCCUACAAUCCAAUGUUCCUCACAGUCAGCGUCGUGAGUCCUUCCUCUACCGCUCCGACUCAGACUAUGAUGUCUCUCCAAAAACCAUGUCACGAAACUCGUCCACGGCCAGCGACUUGCAUGGAGAAGACAUGAUCGUUACUCCAUUUGCGCAGAUUCUUGCCAGUCUGCGAACAGUAAGAAGUAAUUUUGCGGUUCUCACACAUUUGCAAGAUCGUGUUGGAAACAAGUGGCCGCCAAGCAGUAACCAGCCACCCCUGUGUAAACCAUGUCACACAGAGGAGCCUUUUCAGAAAUUGGCAGUGGAGACUCUGGAGGAGCUAGACUGGUGUCUUGACCAGCUAGAGACACUUCAAACAAGACACUCGGUCAGCGAGAUGGCGUCCAAUAAGUUUAAGAGAAUGCUAAACCGAGAACUGACUCAACUGUCAGAGACCAGCCGCUCAGGGAAUCAGGUGUCAGAGUUCAUUGCCAAUACCUUUCUCGAAAAACAACAUGAUGUGGAGAUCUUGUCUCCACCGCCUAAAGAGAAGGAGAAGAAGAAGAGGCCCAUGUCACAGAUCAGUGGUGUGAAAAAGGUGACACAGAGCCCCAGCCUUGCAUCUACCUGCAUCCCACGUUUUGGAGUAACCACACCACAGGAAAACCUGCUAGCCAGUGAGAUUGAGGACCUUAAUCGUUGGGGUCUGGAUGUAUUCAAGAUAGCAGAGCACUCUGGAAACCGCCCUUUGACGGUCAUCAUGUUCUCCAUCUUUCAGGAGCGAGAUUUACUAAAGACAUUUAGGAUCCCCAUUAACACCUUCAUCACGUUCAUGAUGACUUUAGAGGACCAUUACCGUGCUGAUGUAGCUUAUCACAACAACAUCCAUGCAGCAGAUGUUGUGCAGUCCACACACGUCCUCCUGUCUACUCCUGCUCUAGAGGCUGUAUUCACAGAUCUUGAAAUCAUGGCUGUUUUGUUUGCCAGUGCCAUUCAUGAUGUGGACCACCCUGGCGUUACAAACCAGUUCCUUAUCAACACAAGUUCCGAGUUAGCAUUAAUGUAUAAUGAUGCCUCAGUGCUAGAGAACCAUCACCUUGCCGUGGGAUUCAAAUUGCUUCAAGGUGACAACUGUGACAUCUUCCAGAACCUCAGCAAGAAACAGCGAGAUUCCCUCCGCAAGAUGGUGAUAGACAUGGUGCUGGCCACAGAUAUGUCCAAACAUAUGAACUUCUUGGCCGACAUGAAGACAAUGGUGGAGACCAAGAAAGUGACCAGUUUAGGAGUUUUGCUGCUUGAUAACUAUUCAGAUCGAAUCCAGGUUCUUCAGAAUAUGGUCCAUUGUGCCGAUCUGAGCAACCCAACCAAGCCUUUGGAACUUUACCGUCAGUGGACCGACCGCAUCAUGGUGGAAUUCUUCACACAGGGAGACAGGGAACGCGAUAAGGGCAUGGAGAUCAGUCCCAUGUGUGACAAACACAACGCCUCUAUUGAAAAAAGCCAGGUGGGCUUUAUUGACUACAUUGUUCACCCUCUGUGGGAGACAUGGGCGGAUUUGGUGCACCCUGAUGCUCAGGACAUCUUAGACACACUGGAGGACAACAGAGAGUGGUACCAGAGCAUGAUCCCACGUAGCCCCUCACCUUCCAGUCCUGACGAAUCCCACGCCGAGUUCAGAACAGGAGGUAGUCUGGGGGGGCCUAACCCCUCAACAGGGGUAAGCGGAGACAAGUUCCAGUUUGAACUGACACUGGAGGAAGAAGAGGAGGACGAGGAGUUGGAGUCUGACCUAGAGAGUCCGCACGAGGACGACCCCCAAUUGGGGACUGAGCGACACCAUGACUCGUCCUCCCCCUCGAUGUCUCCGGACGGCCGCGGCAGGUACCGCCCUCCUUCGCACAGCCCUCAUCCCCACAGGACAAGCUCAUCAAGCCACAAAGGACCUAAUGGUGAGGAGGACAAGGGCGACCCCUGCCUGCACGAAGGCUCAUAA
This is a messenger RNA of Nerophis lumbriciformis (worm pipefish), 2475 nucleotides long. The record is from RefSeq and is a predicted model, not a curated record. Lineage: Eukaryota; Metazoa; Chordata; Actinopteri; Syngnathiformes; Syngnathidae.